Messenger RNA from Camelina sativa (false flax), 469 nucleotides. RefSeq names its product small ribosomal subunit protein uS14z/uS14y/uS14x. Gene Ontology annotation, biological process: cytoplasmic translation. The record is from RefSeq and is a predicted model, not a curated record. Gene Ontology annotation, molecular function: zinc ion binding; structural constituent of ribosome. NCBI's taxonomy places the organism in Eukaryota, Viridiplantae, Streptophyta, Magnoliopsida, Brassicales, Brassicaceae. Gene Ontology annotation, cellular component: cytosolic small ribosomal subunit; ribosome.
AAAAGUCUGGAACAAAAAAAUUCCAGGGUUUUAAAAAAGGUCUCUCCCUUGUCGCCGUUCCUUCUUCCUCUGUGAUCAAAUCGGCGAAAUGGGUCACUCCAAUGUGUGGAACUCUCAUCCGAAGAAGUACGGCCCUGGAUCCCGCACCUGCCGUGUGUGCGGGAACUCGCACGGGCUGAUCAGGAAGUAUGGAUUGAACUGCUGUAGACAGUGCUUCCGCAGCAAUGCUAAGGAGAUUGGAUUCAUCAAGUACCGUUAAUGAGAGGCACCUAAGUUCUUUGAUUGAAUCGUAUAAUAUAGACAAACAUGAAUUGGCUUUAAAGACGCUUUCAAGUUGUUGUUGUUGCAUUUAUUGUUAUUUUCAAGUUGUUGCCAUUUGUCUCUAAUUAAAGCUUUUGUAAUAUUUGGAGUAAUGAUGUUUAAGUUAUUCUUGUUUUUUUUUUUCUUUUUAUCAAGUCGUAUUUUGGUU